Molecule: messenger RNA, 1196 nt
Organism: Onthophagus taurus
Lineage: Eukaryota; Metazoa; Arthropoda; Insecta; Coleoptera; Scarabaeidae
Product: AN1-type zinc finger protein 1
Cellular component (GO): cytoplasm
Molecular function (GO): zinc ion binding
Source: RefSeq, a predicted model, not a curated record
UCAACAUCUUUCAAUCGCUGUCAAUUUGACAGUGUCAAAUCAUCUUGUUUUGAUUUUCGCAAACAAAUGGAUAGUCAAGUUACAAACGAGGGACAUUUGAUAGAUUUAAUAGACGACGAUUGGAGAGCAGAUAAAUUACCAAAAGACGAGAUAGACGUUCCUUUGCAUGAACUCCCCGACCCGGAAGCAGAUUCAAGCGACGCUACUUUAACCUUAAAAGAACAAGAACAGAAGUGGACCGACAUAGGUUUAACAUCUUUAAGUGAGCUACUAUAACUUUAAUCUAUUAAGAAGAUGGAAUUCCCAAGCGUGGGGAAACAAUGCGACUCUUCAGACUGUAAGCAAUUGGAUUUUUUACCUUUAACCUGUAAAUGUGGUCACCGUUUCUGUCCUGAACACUUUAAAAUUCAUCUUGAAACAUGCGAAACGAACGUUUCGAACGUUGUUGAUGAAUUAACGCGAAUUAAAGAUGUUUAUCAAUGUUCCCAAAUUGGUUGUAAUAAAACUAGUUUGGUAAAAUUUUUUUGUGAAAAGUGUAAUAAGAAUUUUUGUAUCGAACAUAGACAUAUAGAGUGUUCUUAUGAUUUGGGCAAAGCUGAAGAGUUUAGAAACAAAAAUGAAGAGGUUAAAAAACAAUUUGAAAAUGCAAAAAUUUUAGUAAACAAACAGAUCGAUGAAAAUAUAGCUAAAGCAAAAUUAAAAGGAAAAAAUACCCAAAAAAUUCAAUUAAUGCGUUUAAAAGGUAAAGCGGUUGGUUUAAAUUCAAUUCCAAGUGUGGAUCGAGUUUAUUUUAACAUAACUCACCCCAAAAUAACCCCUGAAAAAACUACUGCAAUUUUUGUAUCAAAAACUUGGACGCUAGGUCGGGUUAUUGAUGCAAUUGCAGACGAAAUCAAAAUUACAAAUAAAAACAACCAAGCAAAUGUUUUAAAAUUACGAUUAUUUAAGAAAGAAACUGGGGAAACGGUUUCAAGUAUCAUGUCAAAAAAAUUAGAGGAUCUUUUAAAAGCUGAUGAAAUUGUUGAUGGCGAAGAAUUGUUAAUUGAGUAUGUUUCUGAAGAUUGCAAAAAUAUCAAUAAUGUUUAAACCUUAAUCAAUUUAUAUAAAUAAACUUUCUUUUUAACACAUUAUUAUCCAUUGAUGUAUUAAUAUAUUUCAUGUCUACAAUUACAAUAGAGUUUAUAAGUUAGGUUUUA